UGUAAAUAUGACUUGUCCUAAAUGCAGGAGCUGUAGCCCUCAGCUUUAGACUGGAAAAUAGACCCAACUAAGAGAAGCUUCUGGAGUGUCUGACUGGCGUACCCACCAGUAAAAUGAAGUCCGUGCUCGUUCUGCUGGGUGUCCUCCUGACUCUGACCGCUGUUUGUGAAGGUGGUGUGAAUAGCAAGGGGCUGCUUUUCCCAAACACGUCGGCCAAUUCCUACGUGAAGCUCACCCCCCUGAAGCCCCUGAACUUAGACGCCUUUACUCUGUGUAUGCGUCUGUCUGUGGAUCCAAACGUAGUUUCCAAAGUGGAACGUGAGACCAUCCUCUUCGCUUAUCGCACCCAAGACCACGAUGAGCUUAACUUGUGGCAGGAGAAGGGCAACAUCUCCUUAUACCUGAGAAGCAGCUCAGAGGGUGCUUUCUAUGCAGUCCCACUUCUCUCCAUCUUCCGCACAGACCUGUGCGUCACCUGGGAAUCCAGCACAGGUCUGACUGCGUUCUGGGUGGACGGCCGCCGCAGCACUCUGCAGGUGUACAGGCAAAACCACAAGGUCCAGUCUGGUGGUGCCGUUAUCCUGGGUCAGGAUCCGGACUCGUUCGUUGGUAAAUUUGAAAUAAACCAGAGUUUUGUGGGUGAGAUUUCAGAUGUGAACAUGUGGGAUUAUGUGCUGAUGGACGAUCAGAUUAGGAACUUCAGUGAUAGGGUGUGGUUGGGACCAGAACCAAAUGUGCUUAACUGGGACACUAUAAAAUAUGAAGUAAAUGGGAAUGUCCUGGUAGUGCCAGAGAAAUACAACUGAUAUGUAAAACAUAUAUCUUUGUAAGACUCUGUAUGCAAGUAGUGGGCAAUGUCUUCUGCAAUAAUGCUGCAAUCAUGCAUAUACCAGCAUAUAUACAGAUAUAAAAUUCAUGCUUAUACUAAUUAUACUCUUAUACUAAGAUUUAUGCUUAUACUAAUUACUUACCAUGAUGAUUACAUGGUGAUUACUUUAAUGCUUAUGAUCGCAAUAUUGAUUGAAAAAGAGAAACAUAUAUUCUGAAUGUCAUUUUUAAAAUAGCAGGCCAAUAGUGGUGGUUAAACUUUUACAAUGCAUAUAAUAAAAAUCAUUUAAAAACAA
Messenger RNA from Pygocentrus nattereri (red-bellied piranha), 1124 nucleotides. RefSeq names its product pentraxin fusion protein-like. The coding region runs from base 114 to 806 and encodes 230 amino acids. NCBI's taxonomy places the organism in Eukaryota, Metazoa, Chordata, Actinopteri, Characiformes, Serrasalmidae. The transcript has 3 exons. The record is from RefSeq and is a predicted model, not a curated record.